Coregonus sp. 'balchen' is the source of this 7752-nucleotide messenger RNA. NCBI's taxonomy places the organism in Eukaryota, Metazoa, Chordata, Actinopteri, Salmoniformes, Salmonidae. The record is from the annotation of a GenBank genome assembly.
AUGGCUCAGGUGCUGCACAUGGACCCCAGCUUCCCAGGAGGUAUGGUCCUAACUUUACUCUUUCUAUUUCUUAACAUCAUAAUACUGAAUCAUCUCCCACAAACUAUCAUGUGAGUGGAUAAUCAAUUUCUCAUGUAGGGACUCUUUCCAAGACACAGAUUAAGACUAAAAAGUCAUUUCAACAGAGAUUCUCCAUUGGGCAUACUUUUUAGUCCAGGAUUUAACUUAAUCGGCCUUGGCCUAAAGUAUUUAACAUCCAAAAUAACUUAGAUCAACCUAAGGACUUUAGAUAUCUUACAUCCAUCAAGGUCUGGCUAUAACCUACUACUUUAUUUAUCAUACUUUGUGGGACCUACUAUUAGAGUACAUACCCAAACACUCAGUAUCCCUGAGAGAUAAUGCUAUUUUCUGAAGUCUGAGUCCAAGAUUAGACGGCAGAUUUCCGCUUGUUUUAACUAUAUUUCCUGUUGCCUGCAGGGAAGCUUAUCCCAUCCGCUCCCCCCUCCCUGCACGGGAAGGAGCAGGAGGCGCCCUACUCUGUGGAGACCCCCUACGGCUACCGUCUGGACCUGGACUUCCUCAAGUAUGUCAACGACAUCGAGAAGGGCAACACCAUCAAGAAGGUGCCCGUCCAGCGCCGGCCCCGCUACGGGUCUCUCCCCCGGGGGUACGGCUACACAGGCUCCUGGUGGACCUCCACAGAGUCCCUGUGCUCCAACACCAGCCAGGACAGCCGCCAAUCAUCCUUCUCCUACUGCGCCCCAGGCUACCACCCACAUAGCUCCCACUCCCAGAGGCCCAGCUUCAGCACGGCCCGGGUGGAGAAGACCCUGCUGGAUGCCCGCAGGAAGUUGGAGGAAGAGAAAGAAGGCGCCCCCAGGAGGUUCUCCAGCACACUGGGUAGCAUGCACAAUAGCAUGGCCGGAUCCACCACCUCCCUGAGCAGCGCCCACAGCUACAACCGCACCCAUGGAGGAGGAACGGGCUCCUUCACCCCCAUGAGCUCAGGCCUCUCCACACCUGUGUCGCCCACCCCGGCCCACCUGCAGCAUGUGAGAGAGCAGAUGGCGGUGGCUCUCAGGAAGAUCCGAGAGCUGGAGGAGCAGGUGAAGACCAUCCCUGUGCUCCAGGUGAAGAUUUCUGUGCUGCAGGAGGAGAAGAGGCAGCUAAGUGUCCAGCUGAAGAGCCAGAAGUUCCUGGGACACACCCUGGGCUUCGGCAGAGCGGGCCGGCCCCGAGGGGAGCUCUACAUCGACAUCCCAGAGGAGGAGGUGAGCUCUGGAGCUGGAGCCACCACCAGGGCUGCUGCAGGGCCUCUGUCCCCCACCACCCCCACCACCCCCGAGGGCUCCAGGCCGCAGGCAGACUCAGGCUGUGAGAUCGAGGACACAGUGAUCGUGGGUGGAGCGCGGCCGGCUGGGCGGAGGGAAGUGCGUACCAUUGGGGUGGGACCAGAGGAGACGAGGGGUAGCCGGCAGGUGGAUGUGGGCGUUGGGGUGCAGGAGCAGGACCUGGGGCUGGUGCCGGAGACAGAGGCCCUGAAGAGCCAAGUGGGCCAGCUGGAGGGCCAGCUGAAGAGGACAAUGCAGGAGGUGCAGGCAGCUCAGAGGGAGAGGCAGGCUCAGGCAGCUCAGGCCCCUCAGGCAAACCACUCGGUCAGGGCUAGCAGUCUGAGCUGGCAAGAACAGCAGGGACGCAGCCUGCAGACGGUAGUCAGCUUUACCCAGCAGCCCUAUCACCGGGCGCAGAGGACUGUGGGAAUCCAGGUGUACACGCUGGAGCAACCAGCCACUGUGGUGGGGGUGGGCACGUUGCUCCGAGCAGAGAGGUGCAGCUCCCCCUCCCUCCCUCCAGGUGGUACAGUCCUGGAGGGAACUCACAGAGGACAUGCACAGGCCCUGGGCCCAGAGGGUAGGUCUGACUUCAGUGAUAAGUUAAAAGUGAUAUCAAAUUAAAUGAAGUAGGUUUAAAUGGGGCAGCAGGUAGUCUAGUGGUUAAAAGCGUUGGGCCAGUAACCGAAAGGUCGCUGGUACGAAUCCUUGACCCGACUAGGUAAAAACUCUGUCUGUGCCCUUGAGCAAGGCAGUUAACCCUAAUUGCUCAUGUAAGUCGCUCUGGAUAAGAGUGUCUUCUAAAUUGUAAAAUGUUUUCUAUAACAAUAAGUUGUUUGGUUGAAAAACCAUGAGUUUUCUUUGAUUGUUGAUCCCUUCCAUCUUUUGUCCUCUUCCUUUCCAUUCCUCCAGAUGCACCUGUUGAGCUGCCCAUCGCCAUCUCAUCCAAACAGGUCAGAGAGGUCCUAAGAAGUGAGCUGUCCACCUCUGUUCCUGUCACUAAUCCUGCCAUCGCCAUUGAUACCAUUGGUAAUCAGAUGGCUUUACUGCAUCUGAAGGAAGGAGAGACACCCCAGCACACUGCCAUAAACACAGUCCAGUCUCAAGAAGACCCAUCAAAGCCAGGUAACUAUGGACCAUUAGUACAACUCCUUACCUUAACCCUCCCGCUAACUGUCCCUGACGUAACAUAACAUUGUGGCAACAUUGGGUGUCCUCUCCAGCUGCAGCAGCCUCUCCCCAGACCGCCCUGAGGUCCAUUAUGAAACAUAAGGCAGAGGUAGAACAUGGCUCUCCAUCCACCAAGAAGAACCUGCAGUUCAUUGGAGUCAAUGGAGGGUAUGUGUGUUAUUGAUAGUGUAUGACAUUGUUUAUGUGUAACAGUGUAUUCAUGUUACACUACAGAGAUUGUGAGUUGAUGUGUGUGAUAGAUGAGUUCCCCCUGUCCUGUCCUGCAGGUAUGAGUCCACCUCCUCAGACGACAGUAGCAGUGAGAGUUCAGAGGAGAGUGAUGCCAGUGAAUACCAUGAGACCACAGAUAAACUACCAGCAGCAGCAGCAGAGGGUGCAGCAGGACAGCACCAGCAAGCAGCAGCAGUCCCAGUCUCCUCCACAAAGGUAGAGCAGGCCACCCCGCUCCCAGCCACUACCAUCCAACCACCAGCCUGUGAACCUGCCUCUGAGCGGAGCACCAGCCAAUCAGCAGCCAUAAGCAUAGGACUACAGCAUGUAGCCACCGUAUCACCAGCCUUGAACACUGCCAUGCAGCAAUGUGCCUCUCAGCCACCAGACUCUGACUCCGCCCCCACUGAGAGUACCUACCCGUCUCCAGCCAAUGACUGUGUCCGUCAGGAGAGUAUUGCCCAAUCAUCGGUCCCAGACCCCAUCCCUCAGGAGAGUACCUCCAUAAAUACAAGCACUGAACCCACUACACCUGAGCAGUGCACCGUCCAAUCAGCACCUACCUGUUCUGCACCCCCCAAGCCACCCAGAUGCCAACCAGAAGCCACUAACCCGGAAGUAAAGAAGGGUGUCACCCAAUCAAGUACCACUGAUGUCACCGUUCAGCUAGAUGCCAUCAAAUCACAAACUACUGACCUCGCCCCUCAGCAUGGGGCUACCCAAUCCUCAGCCACUGAACAAAGCUCCCAGCAGAGGAUAAUCCAAUCAUCAGCCUCGACGCCAGCACCUGAAAACGCCUCAAAUGCUACUUCAUCAGCCAAUCAACAAACCAGGUAAACCAGCAUAACCAUUUUAAAGCCAACAUCUGUAGAUUUGUCAUUCCAUCAGUGAUCUCAUGUGCAGUAUGAUAUUGUGUUUGUAUGUGUUUGCUUGAAUUUGCUGUGUUUUCUUUCAUCUCCCUCAGACUGGAGUUGAGUGAGAGCCUGAUGGCAUCUCUCCAUGCCCUGCAGAAAGCCCUGGGUGAACCAAAUGCUUUCAGCCAGCAAGGAGCGGUAUGCUAUUCUCUUUUACUCUGCCCACCAUGCCAGUUUAGAUUACUUAAUCUGUGACCAGCCAUUUCAUAUAGUCACUUUCUACAUGAUUGUGUUCAUGUAACCGACCGGGAUUUGAACUCGGGUUCAAAAACCUGCACUUUACAAUACUGGGUUAUCCCAUUAAGCUAAAGCUGUUAGGCCUACAUUCAUAGAGUACCAGUCAAAAGUUUGGACACACCUACUCAUUCAAGGGUUUUUCUUUAUGUUUACUAUUUUCCACAUUGUAGAAUAAUAGUGAAGACAUCAAAACUAUGAAAUAACACAUAUGGAAUCAUGUAGUAACCAAAAAAGUGUUAAACAAAUAUAUUAUAUAUUUGAGAUUCUUCAAAGUAGCCACCCUUUGCCUUGAUGACAGCUUUGCACACUCUUGGCAUUCUCUCAACCAGCUUCACCUGGAAUGCUUUUCCAACAGUCUUGAAGGAGUUCCCACAUUUGCUGAGCACUUGUUGGCUGCUUUUCCUUCACUCUGCGGUCCAACUCAUCCCAAACCAUCUCAAUUGGGUUGAGGUUGGGUGAUUGUGGAGGCCAGGUCAUCUGAUGCAGCACUCCAUCGCUCUCCUUCUUGAUCAAAUAGCCCUUACACAGCCUGGAGGUGUGUUUGGUCAUUGUCCUGUUGAAAAACAAAUGAUAGUCCCACUAAGCGCAAACCAGAUGGGAUGGCGUAUCGCUGCAGAAUGCUGUGGUAGCCAUGCUGGUUAACUUUUAACAAGUCACACCUGUUAAUUGAAAUGCAUCCCAGGUGACUACCUCAUGAAGCUGGUUGAGAGAAUGCCAAGAGUGUGCAAAGCUGUCAUCAAGGCAAAGGGUGGCUACUUUGAAGAAUCUCAAAUAUAUAAUAUAUUUGUUUAACACUUUUUUGGUUACUACAUGAUUCCAUAUGUGUUAUUUCAUAGUUUUGAUGUCUUCACUAUUAUUCUACAAUGUAGAAAAUAGUAAAAAUAAAGAAAAACCCUGGAAUGAGUAGGUGUGUCCAAACUUUUGACUGGUACUGUAAGUGUAUCAUAAACAGUGUGAGUUAGUCUUUGACCAGUCCUGUCUGGUUGUUAGUCUGAGACCAGUCUGUGUUUUCCCUCCCCAGAGGACAGCCUACACCACAGUGCUCCAGGAGUGGCUGCGUGUGUCCUGUCACAAGGCAGCUGACACUGCCGCUGUCAGGGCCUAUAUGGACACCUUCUCGUCCGUCUCCCAACAGCUGCUGAAGUUUGUGGUCAAUAUGGCUGACGGCAACGGCAACACGGCCCUGCACUACACCGUCUCCCACUCCAACUUCCCUGUGGUCAAGCUGCUGCUGGACACUGGUGAGUGACUGGGGGAUGUGAGUGUUUACAGACAGAGAAUGGUGGUUUGAAUGGUGGGCAAGUAAGUGUUUGGUUUGUUUGUACAGUAUAUGGAUCAGCACUGUAUGAAUGUAUAUAUCUAACACAGACUUGUGGUCUGCCAAAGGGCCAUAGAUACAAUUGACUGUAUGUAUAACCUUUAUGUACUGCAUGACUGUUAGUGGAAUGGUUUAGGAAUAUAAUUCCCAUAAUAAACGUGUCCUGCUCUCUCUCGCUCCCUGUCAGGCCUGUGCAAUGCUGACAAGCAAAACAAGGCAGGCUACACUGCCAUCAUGCUGACAGCUCUGGCUGCCUUCCACUCUGACAGUGACCUUCACACAGUCCUGCAGCUGCUGCGCACAGGGGACGUGAAUGCCAAGGCCAGCCAGGUACACUAUGCCCCCUGAUGGACAGCAGGGCUCCCUGCACACAGCCAAGCUCAGGCAAACCAAUGACGUCCCUCCCAAGCCCCUGACAAAAUGGCUAUUUGAGCUACUUCAGUUAGAUAGCUCCUUUGCAUGUAUGUUGUUGAUAGCUCCACAUUCUAUCUAUGUUCUGAUGGAAUGAAAAUUCACAAUUGGUUAUGUUGGGCCAGGACAUGUCUUUUGUUUAACCUCCAAUGGUUUUGUAAUUUUGUGUAAGAAAAGCUGACUGGGUGUUCGGCCAGCUCUUAUAACUACUGCCUGGAGUUUUUCCAGGUCAGAAGGUCACAUGGUCAGGAGACUGGUAAAACUCGAGGCCCUCCUAACCGGUAACUGUUGUGUGUUGUUAGGCGGGUCAGACGGCGUUGAUGCUGGCGGUGAGUCACGGCCGAGGGGACAUGGUACGGGCGCUGCUCUCCUGCGGGGCACAGGUCAACAUCCGCGAUGAUGACGGCUCCACGGCACUCAUGUGUGCCUGCGAACACGGCCACGUCGACAUCGUUCGUCAGCUGCUGUCUGUGCCAGGCUGUGAUGUCACCCUCACUGAUAAUGUAAGUCAACAAACUACUCCCAAGCUUCUAGGAUUUUACAUUUUAUUUGGUUGUUUUCCCACCCCGUUUUCCCUACUCCCUGUCUAACAGUAUCUGUGAGUCUGUCUCCUAUGUCUAUACAGUGUCUGUGAGUCUGUCUCCUAUGUCUAUACAGUGUCUGUGAGUCUGUCUCCCAUGUCUAUACAGUGUAUGUGAGUCUGUCUCCCAUGUCUAUGCAGUGUCUGUGAGUCUGUCUCCCAUGUCUAUACAGUGUAUGUGAGUCUGUCUCCCAUGUCUAUACAGUGUAUGUGAGUCUGUCUCCUAUGUCUAUGCAGUGUCUGUGAGUCUGUCUCCCAUGUCUAUACAGUGUCUGUGAGUCUGUCUCCCAUGUCUAUACAGUGUCUGUGAGUCUGUCUCCCAUGUCUAUACAGUGUCUGUGAGUCUGUCUCCCAUGUCUAUACAGUGUCUGUGAGUCUGUCUCCCAUGUCUAUACAGUGUCUGUGAGUCUGUCUCCCAUGUCUAUGCAGUGUCUGUGAGUCUGUCUCCCAUGUCUAUACAGUGUCUGUGAGUCUGUCUCCUAUGUCUAUGCAGUGUCUGUGAGUCUGUCUCCCAUGUCUAUACAGUGUCUGUGAGUCUGUCUCCCAUGUCUAUACAGUGUCUGUGAGUCUGUCUCCCAUGUCUAUACAGUGUCUGUGAGUCUGUCUCCCAUGUCUAUACAGUGUCUGUGAGUCUGUCUCCCAUGUCUAUGCAGUGUCUGUGAGUCUGUCUCCCAUGUCUAUGCAGUGUAUGUGAGUCUGUCUCCCAUGUCUAUACAGUGUCUGUGAGUCUGUCUCCCAUGUCUAUGCAGUGUCUGUGAGUCUGUCUCCCAUGUCUAUACAGUGUCUGUGAGUCUGUCUCCCAUGUCUAUACAGUGUCUGUGAGUCUGUCUCCCAUGUCUAUACAGUGUCUGUGAGUCUGUCUCCCAUGUCUAUACAGUGUCUGUGAGUCUGUCUCCCAUGUCUAUACAGUGUCUGUGAGUCUGUCUCCCAUGUCUAUACAGUGUCUGUGAGUCUGUCUCCCAUGUCUAUGCAGUGUCUGUGAGUCUGUCUCCCAUGUCUAUACAGUGUCUGUGAGUCUGUCUCCCAUGUCUAUACAGUGUCUGUGAGUCUGUCUCCCAUGUCUAUGCAGUGUCUGUGAGUCUGUCUCCCAUGUCUAUACAGUAUCUGUGAGUCUGUCUCCCAUGUCUAUACAGUGUCUGUGAGUCUGUCUCCCAUGUCUAUACAGUGUCUGUGAGUCUGUCUCCCAUGUCUAUACAGUGUCUAUGAGUCUGUCUCCCAUGUCUAUACAGUGUCUGUGAGUCUGUCUCCUAUGUCUAUACAGGUUUGUUUUUACUUUCUCCUCUGUCUUUGUCUCUCUGUACUCUCUAAUUUGCUCUCUCUCUCUGUGGUGCAGCUCCGUGAACCAGUUCCCAACCCUGUCUCUCAUCCCUCCCUCAGCCUGACCUACUUUCUCUUGCCUUUCUCACUCUCUCUCUCUUUGGCAACCAACCUCUGGUUAUUAUCGAUCUCUCUCUCCACUAGGAUGGCAGUUCAGCCCUGUCCAUAGCCCUUGAGGCCAGUCAGAAUGACAUCGCUGUGCUUCUCUACGCUCACCUCAACUUCGCCAAGCCUCCUUCCCCU